AGGCUUUGCUUCUUUCUCCUCUUACAGUCAUCACAAGAGACCGCGAGAGCGAAGGAAAAUGGCUUACCAUCUUUGCUCUCCCCCUUCCUCUUUCCUCCACGAUCGCCAAUCCUUCUGUAGCUCCUUGUGUUCUUUGCACAAGCUUAAAGUUCGAACCUUUACUCACUCAAAUAAAGUCACUUCUCUUUCGCCUCAAUCCAGAGCACUUCUCCAUGUCAAUCAUGUCUCCUUACAAGAACCAAUCACACAAGCAACAGCUGAAGACGUCAACUUUGUGGAUGAAGAAAAUCAGGACGGCUUAAUUGGAAAAUCUCCUUCGUCGAAAAGCUACAUUUGGGUCAAUCCUAGAAGCCCGAGAGCCAAACAGCUUAUGAAAAGAUCGUAUGAUUCCAGGUACAAUUUUCUUCUUAAAACAGCCGAGUCCUUGAACUCGUGUAGUCCUAGUGAACAAGGAGUGUCGGAAAUUUUGGGAGGACUAGGGGAUAAGAUAUUAGAACAAGACGCUGUGGUUGUUCUCAAUAAUAUGGAAAAUCCCGAAACUGCCCCGGUUGCUCUUAAAUUGUUCCAGCAGAAGAUUAAACCGAGCAGGGAGGUGAUUCUCUACAAUGUGACGCUGAAGGUGUUUAGAAAGUGUAGAGAAUAUGAUAAAGCGCAGAAGCUAUUUGAUGAAAUGCUCGAGAGAGGAGUUAAACCUGAUAAUGUCACUUUUUCAACUAUUAUAAGCUGUGCUAGGAUGUGUUCUAUGCCAAUGAAAGCUGUGGAAUGGUUCGAGAAGAUGCCUAGCUUUGGGUGUGAACCUGACGAUGUCACAUACUCAGCUAUUAUAGAUGCCUAUGGGCGGGCUGGUAAUGUUGACAUGGCUUUGAGCCUAUAUGAUCGUGCCAGAACAGAGAAAUGGCGCAUUGAUACAGUAACGUUCUCAACAUUGAUUAAGAUGUAUGGGAUGUCGGGAAAUUAUGAUGGAUGCUUAAAUGUCUAUGAAGAGAUGAAGGCUCUUGGUGCUAAGCUUAACAUGGUCGUAUAUAACACUCUGUUGGAUGCCAUGGGGAGAGCUAAGAGGCCCUGGCAGGCCAAGAAUAUAUAUAGGGAGAUGAUUAGUAAUGGAUUUACACCCAAUUUUGCAACGUAUGCAUCUCUUUUACGGGCCUAUUGUAGAUCACGGUACAGUGAAGACGCUCUCAAUGUUUAUAAGGAAAUGAAGGAAAAGGGAAUGGAAUUGAAUAUGGUUCUCUACAACACCCUGUUAGCUAUGUGUGCUGAUGUUGGAUGUACAGAAGAAGCAGUUGAAAUUUUUGAGGACAUGAAAAGUUCAGGAACUUGUAAGCCUGACAGUUGGACAUUUUCAUCUUUGAUUACCAUAUAUUCCUGCAGUGGGAAAGUACUUGAGGCAGAAGGGAUGCUGAAUGAAAUGAUAGAAUCUGGAUUUGAGCCUAAUAUAUUUGUUUUGACAUCAAUAGUGCAGUGCUAUGGAAAGGCCCAGCGUACUGAUGAUGUUGUGAAGACUUUCUAUCGACUCUUGGAUUUGGGGAUUGUCCCUGAUGACCGCUUUAGUGGUUGCCUUCUGAAUGUUAUGACCCUAGCACCAAAAGAAGAACUUGGUAAGCUUACGGAUUGUGUUGACAAGGCUAAUCCAAAGCUAGGAUCUGUGGUAAGAUAUUUGGUGGGAGGCCCGGAGGAUGAUGGAAACUUUAGAAAGGAAUCAUCAGAACUAUUUGAUUCAAUUGAUGCUGAAGUAAAGAAGGCCUUUUGCAACUGUUUAAUUGAUCUCUGUGUUAACUUGAACAAGUUGGAGAGGGCAUCUGAACUAUUGGACAUGGGGCUGGCACUUGAAAUAUAUUCAGAUAUACAGUCCAGGUCUCAAACUCAGUGGGCUUUGCAUUUGAAGAGCCUCUCUCUUGGAGCUGCUCUUACUGCGUUACAUGUUUGGAUAAAUGACCUGUCCAAGACUUUGGAAUCAGGAGAGGACCUUCCACCACUGCUUGGAAUUAACACUGGACAUGGAAAACACAAGUAUUCAGACAAAGGUUUGGCAAGUGUACUUGAAUCACGUUUGAAGGAAAUGGAUGCUCCAUUCCAUGAGGCUCCAGACCAGGCUGGCUGGUUUUUGACUACACAGGUAGCAGCUAAGUCAUGGCUGGAGUCCAGGAGGUCACCUGAAUUAAUUGCUGCAUAAUUCUUAGAACUCUAUGGUUUUAGAUGUUUCUGGAAAGGUUUUCCGUUGAAAAUGCUUUUGGAUGCGCUGCUUUAUUUCUGCACAUUUUCCUUUGCCUUGUGUGGCAAUUUUGUACUUGUGAAUUUAAAAUAUCAUAUAUUCAUUUAUUUCCGAUGUCUUCUAGGGUAAUUGAAGAUCUGUCACUUA
Molecule: messenger RNA, 2359 nt
Organism: Prosopis cineraria
Lineage: Eukaryota; Viridiplantae; Streptophyta; Magnoliopsida; Fabales; Fabaceae
Product: pentatricopeptide repeat-containing protein At4g16390, chloroplastic
Exons: 1
Coding region: 59-2173 (704 amino acids)
Cellular component (GO): chloroplast
Molecular function (GO): protein binding
Source: RefSeq, a predicted model, not a curated record